AAGUACAUUGCAGCACUGCAACAGCAUCGAACGGGCAUCAUAUCGCAAGCAGUCCUUAAGCGAAGUAGUUUUUGUCGUGAAAAGGAAAUAUUUAUUAGUUUGUCGUUGAUUUGGAUAAAGACUCGGUAGUUUAUAUCGUUGCACAUAAUGUGUUGCUAAAUUUUUCAAGUAUUUACAUAAGAUAAACGCAGAGAACAGCUUGUGAAGUGAGCUACAAACGACAGUUUGAAAAUUGUUUUCUUUCGUAAAGGUCGUCAGUCUGUUCGUUAGCUGCGUAUUUUUGUCUAUUUUUGUAAAGAGGAUUUAAAAUGGCGACAUUUCGCAUUCAUGAGGAUGUUGAAAACUCUAAUCCAAAUAAAGUUACUUUGAUUCCAUCUAAAUUAAAUGAAAAACGCAAUACAUUCGCUGUUUUAAACAAUGUUCAGCGUGGAACAAAGACGCAUGCGUUGAAAACGGGUGUCGAUUUGCCAGUGACAAAAACAAAAGUUUUCAAUGACGAAAAUGCAGCUCCUAAGGACGCCUUCGUUCCGGUUGAUAAAUUCAAAGCGUUCACUGUUGUUAGUGGAGCAAAUAAAAAUGUUUCUGCUUCGGAAUCGAACGAUGAUUCCGCGAAAAUGGAAACGAUCCAAAAUACAUCCACUUUCAGAUGUUCUUCCAGACAACCACUACAGGAACUUCCCAAUGACAUCGAAACGCCAUUGUCCAUAUCGGACAUGAUAUCGCCAAUGUCGAUUGAAAAGUCGAUCAUAAUUGAGGAACCAUCGAAAAGUGUCAGUACUUUCCGCGAGCGCUUUUUCGAAGUGGAAGAGUACCAAACCGACAUUCUACACUAUUUACGCGAAGCUGAAUCUCGAAAUCGUCCCAAAUUUGGCUACAUGCGCAGACAGCCCGAUAUCAACAAAUCGAUGAGGACCAUCUUAAUCGACUGGUUGGUAGAAGUUGGUGAAGAAUAUAAGCUACAUGGCGAGACACUGUGCCUGGCAGUCACGUACAUUGACCGUUUUCUGAGUUUAAUGUCGGUGGUUCGGGCUAAGCUGCAAUUGGUAGGAACUGCUGCCAUGUUCAUUGCUGCAAAAUACGAGGAAAUUUAUCCGCCAGACGUAAACGAAUUCAUUUACAUCACCGAUCACACUUACUCAAGAAUCCAAGUGUUCAGAAUGGAAAAUCUUCUGCUCAAAGUCUUACAGUUCGACCUGUCUAUACCGACAGUAUACACAUUCCUAAACAGCUACACUACGAUAUCCAAAAUGACUGAUGAAUGCAAAUUCCUGGCAAUGUAUCUAUGCGAAUUGUCGCUGUUGGAAACGGAUCCUUAUCUACAAUACAUGCCGUCCAGAAUAUCAGCUGCUGCGAUUGCAUUAGCUCGUCACAAUUUGAAUCUACCGAUUUGGUCGACGAAUCUGGAAGAAAUUACGGGAUAUUCAUUAGACGAUUUGAAAGAAGUCAUUUUCCACUUAAGUAAUACGCAUAUGGCGUCGGUGGAUUUACCACAACAAGCCAUCCAGGACAAAUAUAAGGCUUCGAAGUACAAAGAAGUGUCCACAAUGCAACCGAUUCAAAUGAACGACGGCCUAUACAUUAUCGCUGUAAUGCGAAUGAAAGAUGAAAUCGAAAAGGAAGCUCACAAUAAACACAAUAACGAUAACGUACGGAAAAUCACAUCGACUCUGCAUUCCCUUUAAGGGGUAGUACAGGGAAAUUUCAAUCGGUGUGAAGUAGCAUGUGUGAAGUUGGUUGUUAAUUUUGUUUCUUUUUAAUAAUUUUGCUUACCAACAUUGUGGGGAAAAACCAACAAAUUGUCAAAUAGGAUCUGAUUUUGAAUUGAAUAUAUUGAUGAGCUGAACCACACGCAACUUAAUAAAAUGAGUUGCUACCUAUAUUGACGACGUAGUUUUUAUUAGUGAAUUACAGAUCAGCUUAUCAGAAUAUUCAGAAAUAAAAAUUGAGAAAAACAAAAACAAAAAAAAUUUGCGUUGUGUAUCUGAACGGCAACCGUUUCAUUUUUGACUUAGAAACUUAGCUUAAUUUAACUGUAAUUCCGUGUGACCUUUUAAACUAAUCAUUAGCGCUUAGGCAAUUAGAGAUUAUUUCCGGAUUACGCGUCGUUUAAACGAAACAGAAGCGAAAAAGCGAGUUAUUCAUUUUUGAAUAGCCCAUAAGACACAUAUGUUCCACUUAAAUUGAUUAUUCCAUUUUCCAAUAUUAAUGUCAGCUUAGUAUUAUGCUGUUCUAUUAUGCAUUGUACAGUUAAUUUAUUAUCGCAAAGUUUAAAAUAUUUUUUUUUAAAUGAAAAAAAAAA
Messenger RNA from Bradysia coprophila, 2299 nucleotides. It is a transcript of the gene CycA, whose product is annotated as cyclin A. Gene Ontology annotation, molecular function: cyclin-dependent protein serine/threonine kinase regulator activity. NCBI's taxonomy places the organism in Eukaryota, Metazoa, Arthropoda, Insecta, Diptera, Sciaridae. Gene Ontology annotation, biological process: mitotic cell cycle phase transition. The record is from RefSeq and is a predicted model, not a curated record.